Messenger RNA from Ochlerotatus camptorhynchus, 3862 nucleotides. Its product is annotated as probable serine/threonine-protein kinase DDB_G0282963. The transcript has a single exon. Bases 1090 to 2391 code for a protein of 433 amino acids. NCBI's taxonomy places the organism in Eukaryota, Metazoa, Arthropoda, Insecta, Diptera, Culicidae. The record is from RefSeq and is a predicted model, not a curated record.
AUCUCAAGCGUGAAUUUUGUUUUCCGCAUUCGCAAGCGAGUUUACUCUCGCGAGGAGGCUCAAUGAAUGAGAUUUGAGAAUGAUUUUCUGAACACUGGUAAGAACUGAAAUUCACUUUCCAUUUCCCAGUUGGUUGUAUUUUAACAAGAAAAACGUUGGCUGCUGUACAUUAUUCUAACUAAUAGACGAACUAGCCAAAGGCUGAAAGUCUCUAUAAUAAAGAUAUACACCUGUGUUUAAUAUAAAAGCAGCGCAUGCCGAUUUCCAUACAAAAUGGUUAACUUUGACAAGUUGUAGCUUUGUUCACUUAUGAUUAAUUGAGCUGAAACGUUCGCCACAGAACUAUAAAUAUGUUCAAUUUUACGAUUACAAAAUACCACAUUUUUGGAAGCACCUGCCAGAAAGUGAGACACUAGGUAAAAUUGUUCAAAAUAAUAGUUAAGCGAACGUUUCAGCUCAAUUGAUCAUAAGUUAACAAAGUUACAUCAUGUCAAAGUUGACCAUUUUGUAUGGAAAUUGGCAUACGCUGCUAUUAUAUUGAACACAACUGUACAUACACGAUUCUAACAGGAUGUAAUAAACAUAUCCUAGCAGCACACUUGUCGUAAAACGGUGCGACUUAUUUUAGUCACAACCAAGUUGCUGUAACUUUUCGUGACGGAAGUGUGCAACUUGGGUAGGUCAUCCAUGAUUAUCAUUACAUUCGUGAUUAUUCGUGAUCAUAAAACUUCCACCCAUGCACUUCCACACUAAUCUACACUCUAGCUAAUCCCAAAAACACAGAACUCAGUAUCUAUUUAAAUUUUCAGAACUAUUAAGUUUCAACCAUGUUGUUAAUACCUCUUUCGUUCAAACUUUCUGUUUUCUUUCUUGCUUUUGUUUCGAUGAAAUGUAAAAUAUGUGCAGUCGACAGCAACCCUCACUACACAAAACAAUCAUCUACAUUUGGGUGAAAAUGUAAAUACAAACGGCAACGCCAGCGAUCUGGUUGUAGGUGCGCUGCGACAUCAGCGCGAUUUGUUCAGUGGCUCCCUUGGCAUACCCGAUGUCACGACACGUGUGGGCAGUGUAAUACACGCAUUCGAAACAAUGGCCCGCCAACGGCAAGCACUAGAAAGAAAUGCCGGCGAGAAACCGUACGACUCUACCGUGGGCCCCCGGUAUCGCUCUCACAGGGCCAAUGUAAAAAGAGUUAAUGACAACCGACAUAAAAUCAUAUUGCCAUCUCCUAAAAUAUCCCCAUCCUCAACCGAUUCCCUAUCCUUUGUACAGCAAUCAUUCCCAUCGAAUACCUUCAACCAAUUCUUGAACAACAGCAAACACAACAAUAAUAGCAGUAGCAGUAAUAAUCUUCAUAUAAAUAACAAUAAUUUAGGACAGUAUUUUCUCCAUUCAAAUAAUCAUAAUAGUCAUAACCAGGCGAUGCCGAGAACGACUUUCCAGUCGAACGCUGGCUCCGAAAUCCAUUAUAAUCUGGCUAACGAUAAUGAAUCAAGCAAUUUCGAUUCGUUGAAUCUGGACGAUGAUUACCGUAAAAGCUCUUUUGGCAAACAAUCAAAACUUCAACCGACCACCGUUUCGAUUGGUACGGUCGGUCGUAAUCAACAUUUAAAUGAUGCUACUACUAGCACAGCCAACAGUAGCUCUAACUUGCGCAGUUCUUUUCAACCAGCAGGAGACACUGAACAUAACAGCUUCAGUAGAAACAAUCCGAACGUAUUUUUCAACUCGGCGCCACCGCCACUACCCCAACCGCCGGCAAUAGCAUCCCAGGUCUCGGAAAAGGAGACACUAUCCUCGCCGGCGGCAUCGGCGACAAGCAUUGGGGCUGCAAGGACGAUAGUGGCGACGACACCGACUACGACGACAACGGUAGCGUCGCCGCAAACGUCAGCAUCUACCAUGCGCUAUUACAACCACGAUAACAACAAUAAUAAUAAUAAUAGUGGCAAUCGUCGAUCCGCCCGAGCUUCUGGCGUCGGCGGCAAUCCUGCGAAUGACGAUAACGAUGGCGAUAACAACACUAGCAAUGACAAAUUCCUUCGCGGUACCACUGUCAGUCAAUCAUUCAUCAAGAACGUGAAGAACAUGCGAAGAAAGUCCUCCUCGUACGAUCUGCAAACUGCCAAUGCUAGUCUAGGGGGAGGUACCGCAAAUUCCUCAUCCGUCGGUUACAAGCAGAAGAGCGGAGCGUUGAUGACGACGGGCGCUAGACACCUUUACCGACGUGCACCGAAGGGUCCUGGGGCCUCUGAUAAUGACACUGAUGAAUUAACCACCACCACCAGCAACAUGACCAAACCGAAAGAAUCUGCUAACGUCGACAGUAAUCGUGGUUCAGGUAAGCGGAAAAUGUUUCAACCUCGAACGUUAGAUAGGGCGGAAAUUUGAUGAUUAAGUAAAAACUCAGCCAUUAGUCUAGAAUGUACUGUCGUAAAAAUCUCACAAGAAUGUACUCGAAUUACUUUAAUUGCAACCUCGUCUUUUUUUUACUUCGACUGCAAUUUGUACAAACGAUUUCACAAUGACCGAACUAAAACACUAAGAUGGUAAUUACUUUUAGGCGAAAGAAACUCAAGUGUCAUAAAAUGAACCAAAAGGAAAAGAUGAAAGAAAAUAUAUGCUUUAGAAGGUGAAAUGUAGCAUUUAAGUAUUUUCCCGUCCCUCUGCCAGCCAACAUCCUUCCGAAACCAACGCAACCAUUGGUGAAAGGAAAAAUCUCGUUAUGUUUAAUAUUGAAAUCGACUCACUUUAAGCUCCAUUAUUGCGUUAAACUCUUUGAGCACCAAACUGAAAAUGAACUCAACACUUUUUUUCAAAAUUAUGUACCUCGGAAUCUACUCAUCCGUUUUCUGUUGGUUUUGUACGGUUGGAAAGUUUAUUUAUUUAGCUAAUAUGUUAAUCGCCCUAAUAAAAAAAUACCAUAUACGGAUGAUAACCCAAAUCAUAGAAAUAUUUCACAAAUUGUUUGGAUGAACACGACUGGAACACGACCAUAAAAAUUUUAUUAGGGCACGCUACAUGUUUGUGAUUUUGUUUUUAAAGUAUGUCAUUCGAUUACCUAUGGCUUUAAACGGAUAAUGUGAUUCGAAUCAAGCCCAUAGGUUGUAUCGUUAUCGAGAAUUCAUUAAAAACGUACCAUGUAAAUGGUGAAUCAGCGGCGCUAACCGUGUAAAACAAAAUUGCGUAAAAAAAACGUGUGAUGAAAGACUUGAGCGUAUUUUUAUUAGCUUUGAGGGAAAAAUAUGCAAGGAAAAAUCAAUCAUUAAAUUUGAACUUGCUCAAUUGACUUGAUAAAAUUUUAAAUUCCAAAAAUUAAACUAACAAUCAUACCAACUACAUACCAUGUGGCAUAACCAAAUGGGAACUAAAUAUCUUUCCAUUUUUAUUUUGGUUUGGUGCUCGAAGAGUUAACCAUUCGCGUUGAAUUUAUUGGUUAAUUGUUCCCUUUACAGGAGUUAGCAAAUUGAAAAUCUCUAUUACGGAUGAAAACGAAUUAAAUGGAAUAAAUCAAACACAAAAGUACUUCCAAGCUGUCAUCAAAAAGACUUUAUCAUAUACAAAAGAGUUGAACCUGUUUUUAUGUUAGUUCGAUCUCAUCAGCUGUAUAAAGAAUAAAAUCAAACAUUUGUUGCAGAGAGCAUUUAAGGAAUAUGCAUUUUUAAAUAGCAAAUGAAAUCAUCAUUAACAACAACAGAAUGAAAAAUAUUUUAUUAAAAAAAAUAUUGUUAAAAUUAUCACUGUAAUGUAUGUACAAUGGAAACGAAAAUUACACAAACCCGUACACUAAACAUACACGGAUAGCUGAGUUUGACAUGGUUGAAUCAAAAACAGCAAACGGAAAUACUAACAAUCAAAACAA